This is a messenger RNA of Condylura cristata (star-nosed mole), 6322 nucleotides long. RefSeq names its product mitogen-activated protein kinase kinase kinase kinase 4 (gene MAP4K4). Gene Ontology annotation, molecular function: protein kinase activity; ATP binding. Gene Ontology annotation, biological process: protein phosphorylation. Lineage: Eukaryota; Metazoa; Chordata; Mammalia; Eulipotyphla; Talpidae. The transcript has 32 exons. The record is from RefSeq and is a predicted model, not a curated record. Bases 71 to 4051 code for a protein of 1326 amino acids.
AAAUGGCACCUAUGGACAAGUCUAUAAGGGUCGACAUGUUAAAACAGGUCAGCUGGCAGCCAUCAAAGUUAUGGAUGUCACUGAGGAUGAAGAGGAAGAAAUCAAACUGGAGAUAAAUAUGCUGAAGAAAUAUUCUCAUCAUAGAAAUAUUGCAACAUAUUAUGGUGCUUUUAUUAAAAAGAGCCCUCCAGGACAUGAUGACCAGCUCUGGCUUGUUAUGGAGUUCUGUGGGGCUGGUUCCAUUACAGACCUUGUGAAGAACACCAAGGGGAACACCCUCAAAGAAGACUGGAUAGCUUACAUUUCCAGAGAAAUUUUGAGGGGAUUGGCACAUCUUCACAUCCAUCAUGUGAUUCACCGGGACAUCAAGGGUCAGAAUGUAUUGCUGACAGAGAAUGCAGAGGUGAAGCUUGUCGAUUUUGGUGUGAGUGCUCAGCUGGACAGGACGGUUGGGAGGAGAAAUACUUUCAUAGGCACCCCCUACUGGAUGGCUCCUGAGGUCAUUGCCUGUGAUGAGAAUCCAGAUGCCACCUAUGAUUACAGAAGUGACCUUUGGUCUUGUGGCAUUACAGCCAUUGAGAUGGCAGAGGGUGCUCCCCCUCUCUGUGACAUGCAUCCAAUGAGAGCGCUGUUUCUCAUUCCUAGAAACCCUCCUCCCCGGCUGAAGUCAAAAAAAUGGUCAAAGAAAUUUUUUAGUUUUAUAGAAGGGUGCCUGGUGAAGAAUUACAUGCAGCGGCCCUCCACAGAGCAGCUUUUGAAACAUCCUUUUAUAAGGGAUCAGCCAAAUGAAAGGCAAGUUAGAAUCCAACUGAAGGACCAUAUAGACCGGACCAGGAAGAAGAGAGGAGAGAAAGAUGAAACUGAAUAUGAGUAUAGUGGAAGUGAGGAGGAGGAGGAGGAAGUGCCUGAACAGGAGGGAGAGCCAAGUUCCAUUGUCAAUGUGCCUGGUGAAUCCACUCUUCGUCGGGAUUUCUUGAGACUGCAGCAGGAGAACAAGGAACGUUCUGAGGCUCUUCGGAGACAACAGCUACUGCAGGAACAACAGCUCCGGGAGCAGGAGGAAUAUAAAAGGCAGCUGCUGGCAGAAAGACAGAAGCGCAUUGAGCAGCAAAAAGAACAGAGGCGGCGGCUAGAAGAGCAACAAAGGAGAGAGCGUGAAGCUAGAAGGCAGCAGGAACGUGAGCAGCGAAGGAGAGAACAAGAAGAGAAGAGGCGUCUAGAGGAAUUGGAGAGGCGGCGUAAAGAGGAUGAGGAGAGAAGAAGAGCAGAAGAAGAAAAGCGGAGAGUUGAAAGAGAACAGGAGUAUAUCAGGCGACAGCUAGAAGAGGAGCAGCGGCACUUGGAAAUCCUCCAGCAGCAGCUGCUCCAGGAGCAAGCCAUGUUACUGGAGUGCCGAUGGCGGGAGAUGGAGGAGCACCGGCAGGCAGAGAGGCUCCAGAGGCAGUUGCAACAAGAACAAGCAUAUCUCCUGUCUCUACAGCACGACCAUAGGAGGCCGCACCCGCAGCAGCAGCAGCCCCCGCAGCAGGAGAGGAGCAAGGCAAGCUAUCAUGCUCCAGAGCCCAAGCCCCACUAUGAGCCUGCUGACCGAGCCCGUGAGGUGGAAGAUAGAUUUAGGAAAACUAACCACAGCUCCCCUGAAGCCCAGUCUAAGCAGACAGGCAGAGUAUUGGAGCCACCAGUGCCUUCCAGAUCAGAAUCUUUUUCCAAUGGCAACUCCGAGUCUGUGCACCCUGCCCUGCAGAGACCAACGGAGCCACAGGUACAGUGGUCCCACCUGGCAUCUCUCAAGAACAAUGUUUCCCCUGUCUCGCGAUCCCAUUCCUUCAGUGACCCUUCUCCUCCCAAAUUUGCACACCACCAUCUUCGCUCUCAGGACCCAUGUCCACCUUCCCGCAGUGAGGUGCUAAGUCAGAGUUCUGACUCUAAGUCGGAGGUCCCUGACCCCACCCAAAAGGCUUGGUCUAGAUCAGACAGUGAAGAGGUGCCUCCAAGGGUUCCUGUGAGAACAACGUCUCGAUCCCCUGUCCUGUCCCGUCGGGAUUCCCCACUGCAGGGCAGUGGGCAGCCAAAUAGUCAAGCAGGUCAAAGAAAUUCCACCAGUAUUGAACCGAGAUUGCUGUGGGAAAGAGUGGAGAAACUGGUGCCCAGGCCUGGCAGCGGCAGCUCUUCUGGGUCCAGCAACUCAGGGUCCCAGCCUGGGUCCCACCCUGGGUCUCAGAGUGGUUCUGGGGAGCGCUUCAGAGUGAGAUCAUCCUCCAAAUCUGAAGGUUCACCAUCUCAGCGCCUUGAAAAUGUAGCAAAAAAACCUGAAGAUAAAAAAGAAGUUUUUAGACCUCUCAAGCCUGCUGGCGAAGUGGACUUGACUGCACUGGCAAAAGAGCUUCGAGCAGUGGAAGAUGUACGACCGCCACACAAAGUGACAGACUACUCUUCUUCCAGUGAAGAGUCAGGGACGACAGAUGAGGAGGAUGAUGAUGUGGAGCAAGAAGGGGCUGAGGAACCCACCUCUGGACCGGAGGACACCAGAGCAGCGUCAUCUCUGAAUUUGAGUAAUGGUGAAACAGAAUCUGUGAAAACAAUGAUUGUCCACGAUGAUGUGGAGAGUGAGCCAGCCAUGACGCCGUCCAAGGAGGGCACUCUGAUCGUUCGCCAGAGUACAGUUGACCAAAAGCGUGCCAGCCAUCAUGAGAGCAAUGGCUUUGCCGGUCGCAUUCACCUCUUGCCAGAUCUCUUACAGCAAAGCCAUUCCUCCUCCACUUCCUCCACCUCCUCCUCCCCAUCCUCCAGCCAGCCGACACCCACCAUGUCCCCACAGACACCCCAGGACAAGCUCACUACUAAUGAGACUCAGUCCGCUAGUAGCACACUCCAGAAACACAAAUCUUCCUCCUCCUUUACACCUUUUAUAGACCCCAGAUUACUACAGAUUUCUCCAUCUAGUGGGACAACAGUGACUUCUGUGGUGGGAUUUUCCUGUGAUGGAAUGAGACCAGAAGCCAUUAGACAAGACCCUACCCGGAAGGGUUCAGUGGUCAAUGUGAAUCCCACCAAUACUAGGCCACAGAGUGAUACUCCAGAGAUUCGCAAGUACAAGAAGAGGUUUAACUCUGAGAUUCUGUGUGCUGCCUUAUGGGGGGUGAAUUUGUUAGUUGGCACAGAGAGUGGCCUGAUGCUGCUGGACAGAAGUGGCCAAGGAAAAGUUUAUCCUCUGAUCAACAGACGACGAUUUCAACAAAUGGAUGUCCUUGAAGGACUGAAUGUCUUGGUGACAAUAUCUGGCAAAAAAGAUAAAUUACGUGUCUACUAUUUAUCCUGGUUAAGAAAUAAAAUACUUCACAAUGAUCCAGAAGUUGAGAAGAAGCAGGGAUGGACAACUGUGGGGGAUUUGGAAGGAUGUGUACACUAUAAAGUUGUAAAAUAUGAAAGAAUCAAAUUUCUGGUGAUAGCUUUGAAGAGUUCUGUGGAAGUCUAUGCGUGGGCACCUAAGCCGUAUCACAAAUUUAUGGCCUUUAAGUCAUUUGGAGAAUUGGUACAUAAACCUUUACUGGUGGAUCUUACUGUUGAGGAAGGCCAGAGGUUGAAAGUGAUCUAUGGAUCUUGUGCUGGAUUCCAUGCUGUUGAUGUGGAUUCAGGAUCAGUCUAUGACAUUUAUCUACCAACACACAUCCAAUGUAGCAUCAAACCCCAUGCAAUCAUCAUCCUCCCCAACACAGAUGGAAUGGAGCUUCUGGUGUGCUAUGAAGAUGAAGGGGUUUAUGUCAAUACCUAUGGAAGGAUCACCAAAGACGUGGUUCUACAGUGGGGAGAGAUGCCGACUUCUGUAGCUUAUAUUAGAUCCAAUCAGACGAUGGGCUGGGGAGAAAAGGCUAUAGAGAUCCGGUCUGUGGAAACUGGUCACCUGGAUGGUGUGUUUAUGCACAAAAGGGCUCAAAGACUAAAAUUCUUAUGUGAACGAAAUGACAAGGUAUUUUUUGCCUCUGUCCGAUCUGGUGGCAGCAGUCAGGUUUAUUUCAUGACAUUAGGCAGGACUUCUCUCCUGAGCUGGUAGAAGCAGUGCCAUGAGAAUUCUGGCCCCAAGAGUCUUCAAGAUCCUGAGAACUGGGAAUUCCUUGCAACUGGAGCUCAGAACUGCACCGGUGCAGUCCUGGACAGCUGUGCACAGAUACCACGUGGGGGUUCCUUUUCUCCUUUUUUUCCUGCUCCCCUCCUAGCAGUUUAUCCCUAUCCUCCUUUUUUCCUUACUCAAAAAUAAAUUAAGGCUGCAAUGCAGCUGGUGCUGUUCAGAUUCUACCAUCAGGUGCUAUAAGUGUUUGGGAUCAAGACCAGAAAGCAAACACCUUUCCUUAAGCUCCAGAAUUCCUUGUCUCUGAAUGACUCUGUCUUAUGGGUAUCUGAGGUAGAAACUAUGAACAUGCUGUUUUGUUGGUUUUAAUGAAAGUGGGCACAAGGAGGUGUAAAGUGGGGGGUCUUAUAAGCAGUUUGCUGAAGCAGAGAGCAGAUUUAAUAUAGUAAUAUUAACAAUGUAUUUAAUUGACAUUUCUUUUUUUUGUAAUGUGACAAUAUGUGGACAAAGAAGAAGGUGCAGGUUUAAGAAGUUAAUAUUUAUAAAAUGUGAAAGACAGUUACUAGGAUAACUUUUGUGGGUGGGGCUUGGGAGGUGGGGUGGGUGGAUUUAUGGGGUCCCAUUUUGUUUCUUUGGAAUUUUUUUUUUUUUUGGCUUUGCCAAGAACUCAGUAAUAUUUCUGUGUACCAGAUUUUGCCUAAAUCAUGUGCAGAUGGUUCUAAGAAAAAAGAAAAAAAAGAAAAUGUGUGCAUUUGUAUAAUGGCCAGAACUUUGUUGUGUGACAGUAUUAGCACUGCCUCAGUUAAAGGUUUAAUUUUUGUUUAAACCUAGAAGUGCGACAGCAGUUUUGCCACAGGUCUGCACUUGGCAGAGGAAAGAAAUUUUUUUCAACCGUUUAUUUUUUUGCCUACCUCAUUGUUUUUAAUGCAUUAAGAGGUGGUUUAGUUUAUGUUUUUGGAGAAAAACAUUAAUGUUUAAUUUAAUCUUAAUACCAAAACUAUCAGAUUGAAGUUUGUUCUUUUGUCACGAGUCUUAGUAGGCAUAAGAGAAAGAGGGGAGGCAGCCAUGCGGCUUCGUGAUGCUGACUGAGGCAGUCCGCUUUCUAAGGCCACAGACAGGAUGCUCUGCUUUCCCGGGAAUCGCCACUGGUGGUUGACGUGAUCGCAGCCUACUAGGCAGGCGCCUCAUUAGUCUCAGUUCCAGGUUGGUAGCAGACAGGUGGUCAUAUUAGAAUAGUCACACAAACUGUGCAGUGUUGCAAGGAACUUUUCUUGAGGGUGGGAUAUUUCCCUUUUCUAAAACAGCAGUGCACUAAAGCUAUUUUAAAAAUAUAGUUAAUACUGCUUAAUUCAUAAGGUGGAAUCUUCUUGUGUUUUAGGUGUAAUAUCAGAGCCCUAGCUUUUCUCCUCCUUUCACUUGUUCUCUUGUUCUCUGUUUUUUAAACCAGUUUUACUUUAUGAAUAUGUUCAUGACAUUUGUAAUAAAUGUCUUGGGUAAGAAUUUGUUUCCUGGCUUCAUGAUCACUCAGUUUCUCUGAGGAUAUUUACUUCUUGGGUAAAACAGUAAUGCUCAGUUCUGCAUUCUUUCUUCUUCUUGCGUUCUAAGUGGGAAUACUGGGUGGUAGAUCCUUUCAGCGUCGUUCACCAAAUAGAAGAAUGGUGUUUUAUAGACUGAACCUUUCUUAGGGUUAAUUUUUCUUUUAAUUUUGGGCUUUCCUCCCCAAAAUGUAACAUUUAAUUUGCCAAGGCUGUCUCAACUGUCUCAUCUCAUUUGGCAUUCAUUUUGACCACUACCAGUCUCCUGUUUCAGCAUUUUUGCCAAAGGCUCGCCUUUAAAUCACAAAAAUCUAGUGAAAAGUAGACUCAUAAAUGCAUAAACAAAAGCUAUUUGUACACCCACGAAGACAAGAUAAGCUGAGAAAGCCCUACUCUCUUUGGAAGGACGAGGUGAUGGAAAUGGUUUCCCAUUUGUAUGAUUUCGCAGUAGUGCUAAUGCCCAAGCAGAAAAAACUAGUUCUUUUCUGCUAAUUUCUUGUUAACAUAGAGAAGACUGAAGAGUCAUUUCCAUCUUUGAAGGAGACUUCAGAUAGGCAAGAUUCCAUUGCCUGGAACUUGAGUCAAAAUCAAAUUGCUGCUAAUGAUUUCCUAUACAUGUUCUGGCUUUGCAAGUAAGAAAAUGUGCCACAGCGAACAUGUAUCUGCCGAGAGAAAACAACUAGAUGACUGGAUCAGUACUAACUUUCCACGGCUCCUGAGA